AUGUUUACCCUUCAAACCCUUUCGUCUUUCGAAUACCCUGGUCUCGAAAAUAGUCGGGCACAUCUCAAUGAUUCAUCUUACAUGAAAAUGUUCCCGAUGCUGAAUCAAGAUGAUCAUGAUCAUGAUCAUGAUCACUCUCAAGAAAAGAGUCAUGAACCACUUUUCUGUUCAAGAUUCUUGGACGGAAAUCAAGCAGACGAAGGAGGUAAGAAGAAGAAAAGGCCGUCGCCGGAAAGGGAAAUCCAAGAGGUAGAGUGGAGGCGGUACAGAGGAGUUAGGCGGCGACCGUGGGGGAAAUUCACGGCGGAGAUAAGGAAUCCAGAGAAGAAAAAGGCAAGAUUGUGGCUUGGUACAUUUGAUACACCAGAACAAGCUGCAUUGGCUUAUGAUAGAGCUGCUUUCAAGUUCCAUGGUUCACGAGCUAAGGUUAAUUUCCCUCUCUUGAUUGGGUGCGAUGACCGGUCUGUUGUGCUAACUCCAAUGCAAAAAAUGACUCACGAACUGCAUCACCCAUCAUCUUCAAUGUCCUCCUCUUCGUCUUCUAUGGAGAACGGACAACAGAGAAAGAACUGUAUGGUCGACCACCCAACGACCACCGCCACCAAGGUGGGAAGUGAGCAUGACUCUCUACAUGAUCUUCACUUGUACACAUCAACACCUUAUGAUUUUUCCUUGAAAAACUCCAUGGAAGCGCCUGCUACUACCAUCACCACCGGUAACAUGGAGGAGGGGAGAAAGGAUAAUGACACCUUGUGGUCUAUUUUCUUUCAAAGCACGGUGCAAUCUCCAACAGCCACUGUUACUUCUGGAGUGGAUGAAGUGGGUGGUGGUGACCAUGACUCAAUGUGGGAUUUCCAAAUGCUACCUGUGGUAGAGCCACCAUCAGCAACCACCACCGCAGUUAGAGCAUCGGAUGUGGGAACUGAUCAUGACCCAUUCUGGGACUUUCAGAUGGAUACAUUGACAGAUGAUGACUUUCUUUUCCUUUAGGGUUUACGAUUUAGUAAAUUAUUUCUUUGAACGUCAAGAACCUUUUCAAGAUUCCACCCAUGACAUAAUACUA
Messenger RNA from Cynara cardunculus var. scolymus (artichoke), 1063 nucleotides. Its product is annotated as ethylene-responsive transcription factor 15-like. Lineage: Eukaryota; Viridiplantae; Streptophyta; Magnoliopsida; Asterales; Asteraceae. Gene Ontology annotation, biological process: regulation of DNA-templated transcription; ethylene-activated signaling pathway. The record is from RefSeq and is a predicted model, not a curated record. The transcript has a single exon. Gene Ontology annotation, molecular function: DNA binding; DNA-binding transcription factor activity. Bases 1 to 990 code for a protein of 329 amino acids.